UUAAACCUACCUGGAAUGUGUAACAAAGUAUCCCUGCCCUAAACCUAAUACCUGGUCGUGCCACCCUUGGCAAGAACUGCAGUCUAGUGUUUCUGGCAAUUAAUGCUUCUCAUCACUGUGGAGGAAUCAUGGCCCACAUUGUUUUAGUUUUGGAGUGGCCUUUGACUAGGGGGCAGUUACUUUUUCCACACAGAUAGGUUUAGAUUGCUUCCCCCUUGAUAAAUUAAAUCACAAUUUAAAAACUGCAUUUUGAAUUUAUCUUUGACAGGAAGGGGGAAAAUACUUUUCUUAGGGUAUAUGUGAACACGCGUUUUAUUGGGAUUUUGCUUACAGUGUGCAUCAACAGGUGGAUAAAUCAGCUGGUUUAGGAUGGUUAUCUGAAGCAGCCAAUCAUCUGGCUCGCCUUCUUCCCUUUUACGAUUUGAUGUUUGAGAGUGAGCGCGUGCAAGAAUGCACGAUUCAGCGUUUUUUUCCCCUGAAUAGACUAAAUGAAAAGGUCCAGGUGAGAGCUGUGGAUUCAAACACGAAACACAGCACACACCACGCGGUCAGAGUCCCCCCACAGCCUGUCCUUCACUCACACACUUUAUAAAGGUCAUUAUAAUACUGAUGGUGUUGUGAUUAUAGCCUGUUGUGACAGAGGCGGGUUUAGGAUCGGGCCACGCGCUGAUUGGACAUGAUGACCCCCCCUGUGGCACUGUGCUUCCGUUUAGUGCGUACGCGCAGGCGCAGCGACCCCUCUCUCUUCUGAUUUUUAUUUACUCCCGAAACCCAAGAUGGCUCCUGUGAAUGUCUCAGUCCCAUAGCAAAUCGAGGAUGCGAGUAGCUGCCGAAAAAACAACUUUUCCCCGAGCGUCGCAUCCCCUGGAGUUUAAUGCGUAUGCCGCGGAGGAGGCUCUAACGUCCGCGUAGGCACCGAGCAGCCGUCGGAGCUCCGCGAAACCGCCUUCAAUCCACCAAUUUGGAGUAGUUUCGCGAAGUAGCUCUUCUCCUCGCUGUCGCUCUCUGUCCGGAGCGAGGUUCAGGCAGGCAGCUCAUCCAAAUGGCCGAACCGAGAAAAGUGCAGUUUGUCACCCUCUCGGCCUUCGCAGCUGGAGCCGCCGCGGAGUCCAGGAAACGGCGGCUGGAGGAUGAGGCCGACUUCAACUUCGACAGAGCCGGGGAGGUCGAGGCAGCGACCGGGGCAGGAGGUGCCGCCAGCAACGGUCGCCUCGUUAAAACCGGCGACAGGGACAAGGCUGCAGCCGAAAAGAGGGCGACCGUGCGGCUAAACCUGCCCCUGUCCGAGCCUGACGACCGCUCCUCCGCCGAGUUUAAUUACGGGGAACUCAUCCAGAACCUCCAGGCAAAGAAUAAUACUCCAAGUUUGACUUCAGCCCGCAAUCCCGACGACCCCUUCAAUGAUGAGGAGAAAGAGCGGCUCCAGGUCGAAGCCCUGGCUAAGAAGUUUGAAAAUAAAUAUGGGAACGUGGGGAAGAAGAAGAGGAAGGAUCGAAUGCAGGAUCUGAUCGAUAUUGGGUUUGGCUACGAUGAGACAGACCCCUUUAUAGACAACUCUGAGGCUUAUGACGAGCUGGUGCCCGCCUCGCUCACCACAAAGCUGGGGGGAUUUUACAUCAACACUGGCACGCUGCAGUUCAGAGCGGCCUCUGAAUCCGAGGGAGAGGAGGACAAGAAGCUGAAUGACAACAGCGAGCAGGUGAUUAAGAGGAGGAAGAAGAAGGAAGGAAACACUCUGGAGGAGAAGAGCACGAAGAAGAAUAAAGUACCCAAACAGGGAGUCGCAGCUCUCAACCUCCACCGACCGGAGAAGAAGAAGAGAAAGAAGCUGAUAAAGGACUCUCUGUACCUAGCGACCAUGCUCCGCCGCUUCACCCGCGAGAAGGAAGAGAUGAGGAAAAGAAACCCCAACAUGGCUCACUCUGGCUUGGCAGGAAGCGUGGCUAACAAGCCCCACUCUGGCAAUACAACGAACCACCUGUUAUCUUCUAACUCCACCCACCUGCAGGACAACACAGCCGCCAACGACCUCUCGCUGGCAGACCUCACCUCGGACCCCGCUGUGAUGUCACUGCUGGGCUCAGCCAAUGAGAAGGAGCUACAGGACCUCCUGGGCGACCUGGACUUCAGCUUGUUGGACACCGACCAGCAGCACGCCAUGGCGACGGCCAGAGAGAACGGCAUACUGGGAGUCGGUGUGCCAACUCAUAAAGCGGUAGGAGGAGGUGGCCAAGGGCGUGGCCCGGGGUCUUCCAGCAGACUGUUUUCGCCGCCUCCGCUUCCCAAUGGACUGCCUGCUCCUCUUAUUAAACGCAUCGAGGAUCUGCGGGUGGCUUCGCGGCAGUUUGAUCAGGAGGGCAGGAAGAAAUUUUUCACCCUGGACAUGAAUAACAUUCUCCUGGAUAUUGAGCUGCAGGUCCAGGAGCAGCCUCCCGAGGUGCGCUCAGAAAUCUACUCCCACAUGGAGGCGUUUGUGCCGUGCAACAAAGAGGCGCUCCUCAAACGCCUGAAGAAGCUCAGCCUCAACAUCCAGGACGAUCGACUGCGGACGCCACUUUUGAAGCUGAAGCUGGCGGUGUGCAGUGUGAUGCCUGAGCAGAUAGCGAGAUAUAACAUGGACUGCAUGGCCAAGGUUGCAAAACAGCAGUCAGAGGAGGGCGAUAAGAACGGCUCAGAGGAGGACGAUGAGGAGAAACCUGGGAAGAGAAUCGUGGGACCUCGGAAGAAGUUUGUCUGGGAUGACAAGCUCAGGAACCUGCUGUGCAGCUUAGUGCGAGUGAAGCUGAGCUGCUAUGAGAUGGAGAACCAGUGCUCUCUGUCUGUGGAGGACUACCUCAAGGCUUUCUUAGAGAAUGAGGUCAAACCACUGUGGCCCAAGGGCUGGAUGCAGACCAGGAUCUUGUUCAAGGAGAGCCUUGUUGUUCACAAUCACCUCACUGGAAACCUAGUGAAGAGGAAAAUGGUGCCUGGACCCAAGGCUAAACCCAAGGAGGGCCUUUGGCUCCACAAACCAUCGCUCGGCAUGACCUCCACCCCAUCUCAGCCCACCUCCACAUCUGUUCUGACCUCCAACCGCCGGCCCAUCUCCUCCUCGGAGCCCAUCUGUUUGUCAGACUCUCUGGAUGAAGAUCUGACCGUUCCCUCUCUGGACUCCAUCUCCCACGCUCUGGCCCUCCUCAGCAAUGCAUCCAAGGGUCCCACAGACAGCCCUUUGUCUCCCCCACCGCUGCAAAUACCAACCUCUUCUCCUCCACCCGUCGCCCCUCACUACCCCUCAGGCUCUCAGCUUUCUGCCUCGUUAGCACAGACAACGCAGCACCAUUCCCUCUCUAAAGUGGAGAGUGCUCCACUGACAGCUGCAUCUGUUGUGAACUUGUCAACAACAACACUACCAACCUCCUCUUCUACCUCCUCUUCCUCGUCCCCGGCUGUCUCCUCCCUUGCUCACGUGCAGGCAGCAGGCCUAGCGUUAGCCUCCAGGACUGCAGAUGGUCACUACGGCCCGAUCAAAGGAUCUGGUGCCAUGGGCCAAACCCAGCCUCAGAGACAUGUUACCAUGGCAUCACCCAAUCACCGGCCAAGCACAGUGAUGGGGAAGAUGCAUCCGCACCCCUCCCCCUCUCCUCCAAAGCAUCGGCCUCCUCCGACAGCUUCCCCUCUGCUGCCCCCCCAUCAGAAAGGCUUUGCUAGCCCGGUGGGGAUACUGGGAACGAUGGGAGCAAGUCACGCACUGGCAAAGAGCAGCGCCAAAUCCAGCAGCAAUGGCAGUGCCGUCAACAGCAACGUCACACCUUCCUCCUCCCCUUCCCCUCAGUCCCGCUCCAACUCUACCUCCCACCAUGGCUUGCAGUCCUUUUGCCCCCCGUCACCGGCCACCUCCUCACCCUCGCCAACCUCCCAUACCGCACACUCCGCUCAAGGUAAAUCCCACACACACCACCACCACCAGCCCAACUUCAUCACACCCAUGCAGGCCACCCUCACCAAGUCCUCGCACAGCAGCAACUCCUCUCCCAUCAUCAAGCUAACCCCUCGGCCUCCCGCCCCCACCCCGCCACCUUCAUCCUCCCCCUCGCCAUCAUCCUCACCGUCAAAUCCGCUUUCCCAUCAGAUAAUCCCCACCCAACAGCAGCAACACCAGUUCUCUCCCAAAACCCCCAAAACUUUCCGGCCCCCCUUCAGUGUAUCAGGUGGCGGGCAGGUGAAACAAACACAGGGCGGCUGCACCUUCGCUGGAGCCCAGAAACCUCAGUCCACCACUAGUAACAGUAGCAUCAACAACAACUCUAACAACAAGGGAGUGGUCUCGACAGUCUGCAGUCAUCCGGAUAAAACCCCCCAAUCACCUUCAGUCUCAGCCAGUCACGGGCAGAGGCAGAGGGUGGUGGGUGGGGCCAGCCAGGGCUCAAAGGCUGGAAAUGGUUGGGUGGCUUCAGGAACUUUGGCCACAUCCUCCACAACGUCACACCUCUCACAGGUAUCGACUGCAGGCACUCCCCUCCUGGGCAAUCCCUCUGCUUUGCCCCUGGGCUUCGGGAUGUUGGGAGGUCUGGUGCCUGUCUCGCUACCCUUCCAGUUUCCGUCGUUGCUUAAUUUCAGCCCUCCUGGAGCUUCCGGGGCGGCUGGAAUGGGCACAGCACCCAGCUCCAACUCAGGAUACCCGUUAGCACAGAGUGACCUAAUGGAUCUGUAUAAGAGUCUCCAGUCAGGGUCACAGGCUGCCCUACCUCCUCACUUGCAGCUUGCUUUCUCAGAUGCGAACCAAAGCCAGGGUGGAGACAUGAAGAGGAAAUCCCACUGAAAAAUAACAGCACAGGAGACAGACAGACAUCACAGCCUCGCCUCCUGGCCACAACCACCAACAGGACUCUUCAGCUUGAUUGACUGACACGUGAUGCGGUAUGAAGGGGGCGGUGCUGCUCCGUCGCCUCCUUUAAAAAAACAAAACAAAAAACAAACAAAAAAAGGACCUAAAAGAGUUUAUCUUCGCUACGAGUGGCAAUGAUUUAAUUUAACUGUAUUUUCUAACAAACCGGGUAUGAGAACAAGACGGCGUGAAUGACGAGGACACUUGUUUUUGUUUUGCCUUUUUUUUUUUUUUCCUCCUCUUUGUCAACAUGUUUACAUAUGACUGACCUUGAUCACUGUGGAAUGAGUGUGAGCGAGGUGGUGGUACAGAUGAGAGUAGUAGUACACUACAUAAUAUAAUUUGUAUUUAAGCUGAUGUGGAAUAACAGGACUCGUUGUUGCAGUACAGAAAAGGAAAAAAAAAAAGAAGAAACAGACUGACUAAUGAACUUUUGUUUUUCUGUCUUUCGUGGGAAUCGUCUGUAGAAGUUUAUCGUCGGUCACCUCUGCUCCCACAAAUGACUGUUAAGUAGUAGCUUAAAUUAAUAUUGAUAAAUUAUUUGUAAUUUACACAGGGACAAAGGUGUGUGUGUGUGUGUGUGUGUGAGAGUGAGGGAGAGAGACUGUGUGAUGUGGUUAGUUUUAAAUGUGUGUAUGUACAUAAGAAACACAAUAUACUGUUAAUUUCUUUCCAGAUUAUUCUGUAUGACUGGGUAAAGACGUGUAUUCCCCUCUCACAAUAACGAGCAAGCGUUAAGUGUGACGCCCCUCUCUUGCUCGGUGUGUUUUUGGUGCUGUUAACGAUCACACUGGACCUUUUCUUGGAGAAAAAAAAAGACUUAAAUUGAAAAAGUUUCGGCCUCCUCUUACGGACAGAGGAAUUGCCUGUGAGAGAGGGGGAGAAACAAGAUUGUAGUCUACUUGAAUUUUUUUUUUCUUUUCAAAUGUUAAGAUUUUUAUUUCCUUUAUCUGCUUAUUGACUCAAACCAACUUAAUAUAACAAGACGCCUUAGUUUGUAUUGAAAAAAAUAUGAAAAAGAUCUAUGCAGGACUGUAAACGCUCAAUGCAAAAGUGCAAGUCGUCGCUUGGCUUUCAACCUCUACUCAACUUUGUCAGUGCAUUUCUGGAGUUGUGAAUGUCUGUAGAUGCUCUUUAUGUCACUUGAGACUCCUUAUUUUUUUUCCCCAGUGUGUGCGUUCAGACAGAAAGCGAAGCGAGUUUUAGGUGCAGGGCGAUUAUACACAAACGCAAAGACAGCAUGCAUUCACACAAUCAGAAGAAUGUGGGGAAAACGUGGAAGGCUGUACCCAGUCCUGGGGCAAGCAGAGCCCCAGUGACUUUGACACUUCUAAAAAGUCUAAAGCAGGGGUGUCAAACUCAUUUUACAUACAGCCUGCUUUGAUCUUAAAUGAGCCGGACCACUUAAACUCACCUCUCUGUCAAUGCAAAGAAGCUUAACUAUACAUUUAAUGCCCAAGAUAUCUUAAUAUAAGAAAAAGUAGGGCAAUUUCAACAAUAUGCCUCAGUUUUUCUAUGUGAUUAAGAAAUGCUGCUAUAGCAGAGAGAAAUCUCUCGGUGCGACUCUUGGGCUUAAAUUGUAAGAUUUUUUUCUUUUUUCUUUCUAUAAACAGAAAAAAAAUCUGUAGUUUUUCAGUAAUUUUACAGAAAUUUUUCUGUUUAAAAAAAAAAAAAAAUUGCAGAACUUUCUGUAGAUUUUUUUUUCUUUUUUUUUUAAAAUUUUACAGAAAUAUUUCGACUCAAACACAAAGCAAAACAAAAUGUAUCACUUAAUUAUUUUGGGAUAUUAUGAAUGGCCGUGGGUGAGGUCGUUAUUGGUAGGAAAAGCUGUAAAACUUGUUUAAAAUCAAAAAUUUCCUUUCUUCUCCACAUUUUCUAAAACUGUCCAUUGAGCCAGAACAGAGCCUUUGCCAGGCCAAUUCUGGCUCCUGGGCCUUAUUUUUGACACCCCUGGUCUAAAAAGUUUUUUGUUGUUGUUGUUGUUAUUGUUGCUUUCCCUUCAGUCAGCAUUUUCACAUUAAAUUCUAAUUGAGCUGCCCCCUCAUUAAAUCACCUGUACACAUAGUUUAAGAGUUAACAAAAGAACCUUUUAGCUGCUGUUCACCGCGGGGUUGUUUUACAGUGAGAACUGAUUUAACAGCCGAUUUAACAAGAAGCUAAAAUGAAACCGGUCUGCAUGUGGAUGAACUUCAGUAUGCAAUCUUAACAAGGGCACAACAUUUACUCCAAUACAUUUAUUUAUAUUUUUGCUAAUGUCAGAUUUAUGAUAUAAAUUAUAAAUGUACUAAUGAAACGGUACAUAAAGUCUCCAUGAAACACCUUUUUUUUUUUUUUUUUUUGCAGUAGCUAGUUAUUAUUGCUGUCUUUUUCUGAUUUAUGACUGUUAGCAUUAAAGUGCAAUACUGCUGGAAGGUUAACCAGACAGUUACUGGUGGUAAUUCUUUAAAAUAUUAGCUAAUGUGUGUUAUAUUAACAUAAUAUUACUUUUUUUUUAAAAAAAUAUCACAUCUGGCAACAAUACUGGUGUACUACAGCCCCCUCCAGAGAAAACACUCCAGUCUGAAUUAGCCACAGUUUAUUUUUACACAGCCAAGCAAUACACAGACCAGUGUUGGCCUCUCAUAGAUAUAUUUAUAUAUUUUAAAAUGUUAUCAUCAUACAGUUUGUCCACUAUUUGCAAUACAUGCAGCACUGUCUGCAGUACAUGUAGCAGAGUAGCAUUGGUCAGGUGGUGUCAUUAAAAUAAGCUGGACACCAGUUUAUGAAAUACUACAAUGGCAUCAUUUCCCCUUUACAGUAUCUCAGGGUUUGUCCUCGGUGUGCGUGUAUAGUUAUGGCAAUGACUCUGUUACUUUAACACAAGUCUGUUAUUUCUGGACAUUUGAUAAACAAAUGCGUUUUAUGGUUUAGUAAAAACUGAUGAGUUGUGUAUUUUUAAUUAUCAUUAACAGUGAUUGACCACCCCACCCCGCCCCUGGAGAAAGCCCAAUAACUUUGUAGGGUCACUAACAUUUUUGUAUGCAGAUUUAAAAAUUAUUAAUAAUAAUAACUAUGUGUAUAUAAAGACUCUUGGAUGCUCUACACUUAAAUAAAUGGCUUUAGACUCAAAAAUCAAUCACUAGUAAGGCUCUUUAAAAUAAAGAAAAAAGCGAAAUGUAUAAUAUUACUACACACAGCUGCGUACAUCAUUAAAUUUUAAUGAAGCAUCAGGAUUGUUUUAUAUUUAAUCUAAAUUAAAAUACUAAAACUACUACAACUGAUUUAUGUACUUUUAAUAAGGCUGCUAGCUUAAACCUGCUUAAAUCCAUCAGCCUGCAAUGACUGCCGCCAUUGUUUGAAUGCAGCAGUAUGGAUGAUAAAGCUUUUAUAAGCGCUGUGGAUGAGAACUCUAAUUAAACUAAAGUAUAGAGGUGAAAAUGUAAAAGCUGAAUAGAUGAAAAUAACAAACAAAUACCACCGUUUUUGAACCGUUUUGAUGUGAUGCUGAACACAAAUCGCUUCCAGUGCUAACUACCAGCAGGCUAACUGGCAGCAGGCUAACUGGCAGCAGGCUAACGGUGAAAAGUUGGCAGACACCCCGAGACUAAAACGAAUUUCGCCCUGUCUGAACGCCGCUAGUGAAACCUCCCCUCAGCUGAAUACCUCCGUUAACGAAACAGUUCUUCCUGAGUCUCUCCUCCACCCAUCGGCUCCCUGCCCUCCUCCACUUGUGUCUGGCUGACCGGCUGCACCGAGAACGACGCCAAAGAUUGUUAUGUAGCUCCUCCUGAUGGGGUGCUGCUGGUCUGUGUGUGUAUGUGUGAGGUUAUUCCCCCGACAUGUAAACCCAUGCGUGUCAUUGUGAAGUCGUGACUGGAGCAGUGGGUGACAUUUAUUUAAUUUUAAAUGAGGGGGGUCAAAAUGACAUUUUGUGGUUAUCCAGUUACCUGAGUUGGUCUUUUUGUAGAUUAUUUUUGUGUGUCCAUUAUGAAAUUAAAACAGGUGGUUUUAA
This is a messenger RNA of Oreochromis aureus, 8858 nucleotides long. It is a transcript of the gene ubn2a, whose product is annotated as ubinuclein 2a. The record is from RefSeq and is a predicted model, not a curated record. Lineage: Eukaryota; Metazoa; Chordata; Actinopteri; Cichliformes; Cichlidae. Gene Ontology annotation, cellular component: nucleus. Bases 1043 to 4801 code for a protein of 1252 amino acids. The transcript has 17 exons.